UAUGUAUUUGAGGACACCUUUUCUAACUUAACCCAUCUUCCUCCUUCCAACAUUACAUUUUCCUAGCUAUUCACUGUUGGCAUAUGUGACAUGUCAGUGAACAAUACUGCUUACAUUCUAAAAAUAUAUCAGUCUGAAGAACAGGUGCAACACUAUCUGGACAUGUUUUUUUCUUCUAAGCCUAAAUUUGCCCUGGAAAGGGAUUUUAAAAUAAGCAUAAAUACCCAAAAGAGUUGAACAAUCCUUUUAAAAACAUAAGCCAUUCUGAAAUCCAAGACACGAACCCCAAAACUAUCAACAUCUUCCAAAAGUUAGGUAAACCAUCCUAUCAAAUUUUCACUUUAAAAAAGAUUGAGUCAGGCUCAAUUAUGAAGUGUCCCGCAGAUAUUUAAUUGCUUCCUCUACGUAAGUUAGUAACUUGAGACAAGUAUGUUUUACUUCAAGAUAAUGUUACAUCUUUUCUCAGUUGUUUCAUAAAAAACACAGGCUAGCUUUUUACGGGUAAAGAAGGGGAUGGAAGAGGGAGGGGCCUGGUGAAGGGUACUCUAAGACAGAGAAACAACACAGAGACGCGCUUAUGAAUCAAUCACUAAGGAAGAAUUGAAUGGGAAUCUAAGUGAAUUAAGGCAGCAUACCAGGUUCUAGUAACAGCGAACCUUUGCCAUAACUUCUGAAUUCUGUUUGGAAAAAUACUGGUCAGGAAAAAAAAAUGAUAAAAUUUUUCCUCAUGGUAAAUAAACAAGGGCAAACUCGACUUUCUAAGUACUAUGAGCAUGUAGAGAUUAAUAAGCGUACCCUUCUUGAAACCGAAGUCAUCAAGAGCUGUCUCUCUCGGUCCAAUGAACAAUGCUCUUUCAUUGAAUACAAAGACUUUAAGCUGAUCUAUCGGCAGUAUGCAGCUCUCUUCAUUGUGGUCGGAGUUAAUGACACUGAGAAUGAGAUGGCAAUUUAUGAAUUCAUCCAUAACUUUGUGGAAGUUUUAGAUGACUACUUCAGCCACGUGAGUGAAUUAGAUAUAAUGUUUAAUUUGGAUAAAGUACAUAUCAUUUUGGAUGAGAUGGUGUUAAAUGGCUGCAUUGUGGAAACAAAUCGGGCAAGAAUUCUUGCCCCUCUACUAAUUCUUGACAAGAUGACAGAAAGCUGAACCAUGGAAGGCUCUGCCGAACAACAUUGACCUGAAGGACAUGAGAACACCAUGGGGACACCUCUCGAUGUCUGAAGCACAAAGGAAUCUGGAAAAGCACACAUUAUAAAAUAAAACAUCCUUCCAAAGACAUUUUAAAUAGGUGUUUUCACAGUUCCUAAAUGAAAAACAAAGCUGUAUCUUAAAAUGUCAUGUACAAAGAAAAACUUUCUUUAAACUGAAUUGUUUUAUUUUCUAAACAAAUGCAUUUUUUCCCCUCUUGUUUCAAUUGGAAACUUCUUUAGUUCUUUGCUUCCCUGUGCGAAUUAAAUUCAGGAAUAGCAGCAUGGAAAAAAAGUGUGACAGCUCUCAAUCAGCCAAUAAAAUUUUUAAAUUGACUUCAACA
Manis pentadactyla (Chinese pangolin) is the source of this 1529-nucleotide messenger RNA. It is a transcript of the gene AP4S1, whose product is annotated as adaptor related protein complex 4 subunit sigma 1. The record is from RefSeq and is a predicted model, not a curated record. The coding region runs from base 710 to 1144 and encodes 144 amino acids. Gene Ontology annotation, biological process: vesicle-mediated transport; protein transport. The transcript has 6 exons. Gene Ontology annotation, cellular component: intracellular membrane-bounded organelle. NCBI's taxonomy places the organism in Eukaryota, Metazoa, Chordata, Mammalia, Pholidota, Manidae.